Mesocestoides corti is the source of this 204-nucleotide messenger RNA. NCBI's taxonomy places the organism in Eukaryota, Metazoa, Platyhelminthes, Cestoda, Cyclophyllidea, Mesocestoididae. The record is from the annotation of a GenBank genome assembly.
AUGACUGGAUUUGAAAUAAAUCAAGAUAACGGUCUCUUUGAGGAGGCAUUGACAUCCAGAAAGGCUGCCGCUGCGGUGUAUGCUCCAUGGACGAUUUGGGUGUGCGCCUUGUUGGUUGGCCGCGACGUCUUCAGGCAGAUGUCGAUCCCCGAACACUGGAUUGCCUCUCAGUACACACAGGUGUCGCCUCUUGCCAUUCCGUAA